AUGCGCACCCAGCAGAAUUUCAGCAUCAACACGUUCCUGCAGAGGACCCAGGUGGCCCCCCAAGGCAUGCUCAUGCGGUUGCGAGCUGGGGAGGAGAUGAGCUUCAACAUGGAUGUCUUCCAGCCCUUGGAGAGCCCCGUGGAUCUCUACAUCCUCAUGGACUUCUCAUACUCUAUGUCUGAUGAUCUGGACAACCUCAAAAGCAUGGGACAAAACCUAGCGGAGUUCCUGCAAGCCUUGACCUCCAAUUACACCAUCGGAUUCGGCAAGUUUGUGGACAAAGUCUCAUCCCCUCAGACAGACAUGAGACCUGAGAAGCUGCGUGAGCCCUGGAAUAACGCCGACUCCCCCUUCUCCUUCAAGAACGUCAUCCGCCUGACCAACAACAUCAACCACUUCAGCCAGGAGCUCAGGAAGGAGCGCAUCUCUGGCAACCUGGAUGCCCCCGAGGGCGGCUUUGAUGCCAUCCUGCAGACAGCUGUUUGCAAGGAUAAGAUCGGCUGGAGGAAGGACAGCACUCACCUGCUCGUGUUCUCCACCGAAUCUGCCUUUCACUAUGAAGCUGAUGGUACCAACGUCCUGGCAGGGAUCCUGGCGAGAAAUGAUGAGCAGUGUCACCUGGACACCACUGGCACCUACGUGUAUGACACCAAGCAGGACUAUCCUUCUGUGCCCACCCUGGUGCGCCUGUUGGGCCAGCAAAACAUCAUCCCCAUCUUUGCUGUCACCAACCACUCCUACAGCUACUAUGAGAAGCUGCACAAGUAUUUCCCCAUCUCCGAGAUUGGAGUGCUCCAGGAGGACUCUUCUAACAUCGUGGAGCUGCUCCGCACAGCCUUUGAGCGCAUCCGCUCCAAGAUGGACAUCCGGGUGGACUUUGUCCCCAAAGCCAUGAAGACAGAGUUCACCUCCUUGAUGUACCAAAAGACAGAAUCCGGCUCCUUCCACAUCACCCGUGGGGAAGUGGGGAAGUUCAACGUGCGUGUGAAGGCGCUCGAGUACAUCGGUGGGCAGCACGUCUGCAACCUCCCUGAGAAAGAUCGUCGGGGAGUGAUCCACGUGAAACCCACAUCCCUGAGCGACAGCCUCAAAGUCACAGCCUCGGUCAUCUGUGAUGUGUGUCCUUGUGAACAGCAACAAGACUUUAGCUCACCCAAGUGCAGCUUCCAUGGGGACUUUGUUUGUGGACAGUGCAUCUGCCACCCGGGCUGGCGAGGGGACACGUGUGACUGCUCCCCAGCAUCGUCCCCCAACAAUGAAGCCUGUAUCCGCCCCGGGGACGUGGAGCCAUGCUCGGGCCGGGGCGAGUGCCUGUGUGGGAAGUGCCAGUGCUACUCCGAGGACCUGACGCAGCGCUUUGAUGGGGCGUUCUGCCAGUACGACGUCCUGCAGUGCCCGCGCACCUCCGGCUUCCUCUGCAGGAGGAUGCUGGGGGGUCUGUCUGCAGCCUCUUUGCACCCCAAAAAAGGCAUUUGCAACAACCACGGGAGGUGCGAAUGCGGCAGAUGCAUCUGUGACAAGGCUUCGCUGUACACCAGCUCCACCUGCGAAAUCAGCUACUCCCUGGGCUUCCAGGCCGUGUGCGAGAGCAUCCGGGACUGUGUUCGCUGCCAGGCCUGGGGCACAGGCAACACCAAAGGGAACUGCAGCGCCUGCCACCUCCAGAUCCAGAUGGUGGAAGAGCUGAAGAAAGAGGAAGCCAGCGAGUACUGCUCGUUCCAGGACGAGGAGGACGAUUGCACCUACCACUACACCCUGGAGGGAGACCCCAGCGUCCUCCCCAACACCACCGUCCACGUGCAGAAGAAAAAAGAGUGCCCGCCGGGAAGCUUCCUCUGGCUCAUCCCCCUCCUCAUAUUCCUCAUCCUGCUCCUGGGGCUGCUGCUGCUGCUCUGCUGGAAGUUCUGCGCCUGCUGCAAGGCUUGCCUGGCCCUGCUUCCCUGCUGUGCACGAGGUCGCACCGUUGGCUUCAAGGAGGACCACUACAUGCUUCGACACAGCCUCAUGUCCUCUGACCACCUGGACACCCCCAUGGUCCGCACUGGGUCCCUCAAGGGUCGGGACACCGUCCGCUGGAAGAUCAACAACAACGUUCACAAGCAGGGCCUCACCGCCCUGGCUGCUGCCACCAACCCCAAGGAUCUCGUUCCCUACGGGCUGUCUCUGAGGCUGACCCGGCUUUUCACGCAGAACCUGGUGAAGCCGGACACCCGGGAGUGCGAGCAGCUGCGCAAGGAAGUGGAGGAUAAUCUGAAUGAGGUUUUCAAGAAUGUCCCCGGCUGCCACAAGCUCCAGCAGACCAAGUUCAGGUUACAGCCCAAUUCUGGGAAAAGGCAGGACCACACCAUUGUGGACACGGUGCUCACCGCCCCUCGCUCAGCCAAGCCGGAGAUCAUCAAAGUGAUGGAAAAGCACGUUUCCCACGAGGCUUUCAAUGACCUGAAGGUUUCACCAGGUUACUACACUGUGACCUCAGACCAAGAUGCUCAUGGGAUGGUGGAGUUCCAAGAGGCUGUGGAGCUGGUGGAUGUCCGUGUCCCACUCUUCAUCAGGGAGGAUGAUGAUGAUGAGAAGCAGCUGCAGGUGGAGGCCAUUGAUGUCCCCACUGGCAUCGCAGAGAUUGGACGCAGGCUUGUCAACAUCACCAUCAUCAAGGAACAAGCCAGCAGCCUCAUCACCUUCUUGCAGCCAGCCUAUUCCCACAGCCGCUUUGAUAAGGUGGCCAAGAUCCCUGUCCUCCGGGAGAUCAUCGACAAUGGGAAAUCCCAAGUCACCUACAGGACCCGGGAUCUCACCGCCAAGAAUGGCAGGGACUACGUCUUCACAGAAGGUGACCUGGUCUUCCAGCCUGGGGAGACCCGAAAGGAGGUGCAGGUCCCCUUGAUGGAGCUGACCGAAAUAGACACCCUCCUGCACAACCGCCAGCUCAAGCAGUUCGCCAUCGACCUCCUCCAUCCCAAGUACGGCGCCAAGAUUGGCCGAUACCCCCAGACCACUGUGACCAUCGCCGACCCAGAGGUGGUGGAUGGUGUCCCCUCGAUGGCUGGCCUGAGCCAGGUCUCCCAGUCCCCCAAAGGCCGCCUGAGUGCACCGCUUAAUCCCAAUGCCCACGCGCUCAGCUCCAGGGAAAUCCGCUUCAGCUGGUUUCCUCCACCAGGAAAACCUCUGGGGUACAAGGUGAAAUACUGGAUCCAAGGGGACCCCGAGUCAGAAGCCCACCUCAUCGAUGUCAAAGCACCAUCAGCAGAGCUGAGUAACCUCUAUCCCUUCUGUGACUACGAGAUGCAAGUCUGUGCCUACAACGCCAUGGGUGAAGGGGCUUACUCCGACAUCAUCCACUGCCGCACGCUUGAGGACGUCCCCAGUGAGCCCGGCCGCUUGGCUUUCAAUGUCGUGUCUUCCACUGUGACACAGCUGAGCUGGGCUGAGCCUGCAGAAACCAACGGGGAGAUCACGGCUUAUGAAGUCAGUUAUGGACUCGUCAACGAGGACAAUGUACCCAUCGGCCCAAUGAAGAAGGUGCUGGUUGAAGACCCCAAGAAGCGCAUGGUGCUGAUAGAAAACCUGCGGGAGUCCCAGCCCUACCGCUACAUGGUGAAGGCCAGAAACAGUGCUGGCUGGGGACCUGAGAGAGAAGCCACCAUCAACCUUGCCACGCAGCCCAAGCGACCCAUGUCCAUCCCCAUCAUCCCUGAUGUCCCCAUCAUUGAUGCAGAGGGAGGAGAGGACUACGACAGCUACCUGAUGUACAGCGCAGACGUGCUUCGCUCUCCAGCUGGCAGCAAGCGUCCCAGUGUCUCUGAUGAUUCAGGCUCCAGGUGGAAACAUGUGCAGUUGCUGGGAGAAGACUUGGAUCUUCGCCGCAUCACCUGGAGGCUCCCACCUGAAACCAUUCCCCGCUUCUCUGGCAGCAGCCGCUUCUCCUCGGACACCGAGGGUCUCCUCCACGAGGAGGACAGCGAUGUGGCUACUGGCAGCCUGAGGAGGAGCGCUACGCCCCAGCCCCAAGCAGAGCACUUGCUGAAUGGCCGGGUGGAUUUCUCCUUCCCCGGCAGUAACAGUGGCACGCUGACCAGGACAACGAACACCAGCUACCACCAGCUGAGCUCACAUGUGCAGCAGGAGCACAGGGUGAUGGGGAGCUCCUCGCUGACGAGAGACUACUCCACAAUGCUGAUGGGGCAUGACUCCAGGCUCCCACUGGGCAUCCCCGACACCCCCACGCGCCUGGUGUUCUCUGCCCUGGGACCCACCUCCCUGAAGGUGAGUUGGCAGGAGCCGCACUGCGAGAAGGAGGUGCAGGGCUACAGCGUGCAGUACCAGCUCCUCAAUGGAGGAGAGGUCCACCGCCUCGCCAUCCGCAACCCCAGCCAGAAUUCGGUGGUGGUGGAGGACCUGCUGCCCAACCACUCCUACAUCUUCAAGGUGAAGGCGCAGAGCGAGGAAGGCUGGGGCCCCGAGAGGGAAGGAGUCAUCACCAUCGAGUCCCAGGUGGACCCGCAGAGCCCACUCAGCCCUGUGCCAGGUUCACCCUUCACGCUGAGCACACCCAGCGCUCCCGGACCACUGGUUUUCACUGCCCUCAGCCCUGACUCCCUGCAGCUCAGCUGGGAGAGACCCCGCAAGCCCAACGGGUCCAUCCUGGGCUACAUGGUCACCUGCGAGAUGCUGCAUGGAGGAGGGGAACCCAGGAAUAUCUACGUCGAAGGAGACAAUCCAGAAACUACCCUGACUGUGCCCCACCUGAGUGAGAAUGUCCCAUACAAGUUCAAAGUGCAAGCCAAGACGACCCAAGGCUUUGGGCCAGAGAGGGAAGGCAUCAUCACCAUCGAAUCUCAGGAUGGAGGCACUUUCUCCCAGUUUGGAGGACAGCAGUACAUGAGAGAAGAAGUGUACAACUUCCCCACCGAAUACACCACCAAAACCAGUAUCAGCCAUUCCUCUCUGGAUCCCCACUUCACAGAUGGCAUGCUGAUGACAACCCAGCGAGUGGAGAGUGCCAGCAGCACCCUCACCAAACAGGUCACCAAAGAGUUUGUGAGCCGGACCGUGAUGUCCAGCGGCACCGUCACCAAACAGAUGGAGAGGCAGUUCUACGAGGCCUGA
Messenger RNA from Pterocles gutturalis (yellow-throated sandgrouse), 5106 nucleotides. RefSeq names its product integrin, beta 4 (gene ITGB4). Gene Ontology annotation, cellular component: integrin complex; focal adhesion; cell surface. Gene Ontology annotation, molecular function: integrin binding. The record is from RefSeq and is a predicted model, not a curated record. Gene Ontology annotation, biological process: cell communication; cell-matrix adhesion; cell migration. The coding region runs from base 1 to 5106 and encodes 1701 amino acids. The transcript has 37 exons. NCBI's taxonomy places the organism in Eukaryota, Metazoa, Chordata, Aves, Pterocliformes, Pteroclidae.